Cladocopium goreaui is the source of this 5082-nucleotide messenger RNA. The record is from the annotation of a GenBank genome assembly. NCBI's taxonomy places the organism in Eukaryota, Dinophyceae, Suessiales, Symbiodiniaceae.
AUGAUCGAACGCAUGCUGCCGCGACAUCUGCAACUCAUCGGGGAGUUGAACCUCCGCUGGAUCAAAGACCUCCAAGCCAAGUACGGCGAGAGCAGUCCGGUGAUCGCAGCGCUGAGCAUCUUCGAGGAAGGUGAUAUCAAGAAGAUCCGCAUGGGAAAUUUGGCCAUCAUGGGGGCCAACAAGGUGAACGGCGUGGCAGCCAUUCACACUGAGAUCAUCAAGAAGGAGACCUUCCCAGAAUUCUACAAGUACUGCUGCGACAUCGGCAAGCCCGUCGCGCAUGGCAUGGAACCAUGGUGGAUGACCUUGGCGUAUGGCCCAAAGUGGUGGGACAUUCUCAUGCGCGCACCGUCGCAUCCAGAGUCAAAAGGCGACCUGUUUGCAGCCAUGGCAACUGGCACUGGGACCGCCUCUAGCGGUGGAGCUGCAGAUGCCUACGCAGGCAAAGCCGACAGCUAUGUGCCGAAGUUCAACGGCAAGCAGAGGCGAGCUUGGGAUUGUGUGGAAGACCUGACGGUCGAAGAUCUAGCAAAGCCUGAGGCCUAUGCAACAGUCUUCGAGCGCCUGGACGCUGCCUUCAAGUUCGAUGCCAUGACCGAGCUCCCAUCAGACUUUGAGAGCUACUUCGUGAAGAUGCAGCGGAGGAACAGCCAGACCUUGCAGGAGUAUCAGGCCGAGUACCUCCACACAGAGCGCCGUCUGACGAUGGUGCAUAAGAUCGAGCUGCCCGAGAAGAUUCGAGCAUGGUGGUUUCUCCGAUGGUCUGGACUGACGAGGGAUCACCGACAGCUGACCCUGACACAACUAGGUGACUCGAAUCUCACCCUGGACAAGGCCAUCAAGGCGAUGAACUUCAUCAUUGGCCAGGACAGCAAGGUGGACGGAGCUUCAUCACGAUGGAACAAAGGUUCAACCUCCUACAAGACCAAUGCCUACCUGGCAGAGGAUGAUGAAGCAUGGCCUGAUGACGAGGUCUACCUGGAGUGGGAUGACUAUGAGGCUGAAGGUGACGAGGUGUUGGAUGGUGACGAGACGUACUACUAUGACGCGGAGAAUGACACCAACCCCAUCGACAAUGCCUUCAACGUGGACGAGUACGACGAUGUCUUUGCCAGCUACAUCGACGCCAAGAACCAUCUCAAUCGGAUGAGGACCAGCCGAGGAUCGGUGGUGGCCAUGGUCCAACGACCUCCUCUUCGAGAUGGUGGCAAAGGUGGAAAAUCGAAGGCAAGAGUAGCAAAGGAAAAGGAACACCUCCGAGCAGCAGGUGACAGAAAACGCAAGGCAGACAAUGCAGGAGAAGAUGAUGUUCGCAUGGUGGUGGAGUACGACGAGUCCUUCCCAACUCAGGUGCUAGGUGUCAACAUCCACAAGGAAGUGGAAGUCUUCAAAUGCCAGAAAGGCUUCAAGUAUGGCAACGGUCAGAAAGAGAUCACCAACAUGUGCUGCCUCAUUCCGACCUAUGUGGGAGGACAACGGAGGAAGAUCCUAUGCUACAUCAUCGGUGGCAAUGCGCCGAUCCUCAUUGGACGCCCUCUCAUGCGGGAGAACAAUGAGGACGAGCAGGUCCUCAUGCCUGAUGACUUCACCGACCACAUCGACACAACUGACCGGCUUCCUUUGUCGGCCAUCUUGGACGAUGAGGACAUCAUCAGCCGAGCUGAGACCACUGUGGUGACAGCCCCAAGUGAGGCUACGCCAAGCAAUGCCGAGCACAUCAAGCAGGAGGAUGUCAAGAGCGAGAUUCAUCCCAGUGCUGGACGUGGAGAAUCACCUGCAGGGCCAAGACUGAGCGCCGAUAGCGCGACUCACCACUGCAAAGCUGCGCAAGAUGAUCUACGAGCACAGAGCCUGGUCAAGGAGCACGAGAACCUCAAGGCUCAAGCUCAUGAACCUGCUCGCAAAGAGCACGUGGUAUGGGAAGUCUACGCAGGACGCGGACGACUUUCUGAGGAAGUCAACAAGUUGGAAGGUUGCUCAGCCCGGAAGUUCGGAAUUGAACAAGGCUGGGAUUUCUCAAGGCCAAAAGACCGAAAGUCCUUCAUCAAGCUGCUGAUUGACGAGGAGCCAGAUGAUGUUCAUCUCUCUCCAGAAUGUCGUCUUUGGAGCCCUUUGCAAGAGCUCACAGCAAGCCGAAGUGAAGAAGCCCGACAGUUUCUGGUCGAUUCCCGAACUGUCAACCAUGACACUCACCUGGUGUUCGUUGCAACCGUCUACAAAAGAUCCAACAACGAGCUGGACGCAAUGCGCAACCUCUUCUACCACAUGCUGAGAUUUGCAUGCUCUGGCAACCAUCAACACACACCGUGUGAAGGCUACAUUCAGGGACAAGGUCUUCGUUCUCGACUAUGUCAAGAUUAUCCCUAUGAGAUGGCCUAUGAACUGGCGCACUGCAUGACACAGCGAGAGGAGACUGUCGCUGAGAUCAAUGCUGCUGAAGAUGGUGAUGCAGAGCUGCUGGAGUUCGAGAAAGCUCGUGACGAGCCCAUGAACCCAGAGGAAGACAAAGACCGUGAAAUGGUCAAAGCCAACCGUGAGCUGAAGAAGAAGGUUGGAGCAAGAGCGGUCGACUAUGUCGCCAGACUGCACAAGAACCUGGGUCAUCCAUCACCCGAGGUCUUGGUCAAGAUGCUGACAGAGGUGCAGGCGACAGAGAACGUGCUUCAAGCAGCCCGGGAGCACGUGUGCCGCAACUGCUAUCACAGGGCAAAACCAUUUCAAGUACCACCCUCUGGAGGAAUCUCUUCAACUACUUUUGGCAAUCGCCUGGUGGUGGACUCUUCAUGGAUUCAGCUGGAGACAGGACGUCAAUGUGUCCUCACUAUGUGUGAUGAAGCAACUCGCUACAUUGCCGUCCGCAUCCUGCAGAGCGAGAAGUCCACUGAGUUUGUCAAGGGCCUGGAGCGCACUUGGGUGCGUCACUUUGGAUUGCCCAAGUACUUGCGAGUAGAUGCUGCAAAAGAAUGGGAAAAGCAAAGCCGUGAGAGAUUGGUGCUCCGACAAAGGAGUAAUCUUGGAAGUUGCCCCCCUGCUGAGAGCCACAACUGGCUUGGAGUCGUUCGCCGAGCUUUGGAACUCUACAUGGAUGACAGCGGGGGUCACACUCUCUCCGUGCUCAAAGAUGCAGCCAUCUACGUUCCGCCAAAGAUCAACGGAAUGUCUUUCACAAGAGGCUUCACUCCAACUCAAUGGGUGUUGGGCAAGACUCCACAACAAGAUCUUUCUUUGAUGUCCGAGCUCUACAACCCUGGUGUGGACAACAUCGAUGAGACCACGCACUUUGCCAACAUUCAGCAGAAACGACUGCAAGCUGGCAUCGCCUUCCUCAAGGCCGACUCUGACGCAAAGCUCAGAAGAGCCAUGAACCAGAAGUUCUACGAGGGUAAGGACAAGGUGCUGGUUGGACAACGCUGCUGGUACUGGGGUAUCCAAGGACCUGGACAUCUCCAGAAAUCAAAAUGGCGUGGGCCAGCACGAUGUGUCGCACAAGAGCUUUCCAACGAUGGUGGAAAGGUGGUGGUUCAUUGGCUGGUGCAUGGCACUUCAUUGCUGCGAUGCUCACCAGCACAUGUGAGACCAUUCACGGAAGCCCUACGUGAAGCUCAAGGUGAACGAGAUCACUACUUCACUGCCUGGCGUCAAAAAGAACGCCAAUCCGGGACGCUGAUUGAGACCAUCAGGAAGCUGCGACAACAACAAGCUCAAGGCCGAGAUGGACAAGAGCUGGUAGCAGCUGAGGUGCAAGUAGACACCCUCAAUCCAGAAUUGGAUGAGAGGAACUAUCAAUGUGAGGUGCUGUUCCGUCGGAUCGGAGCUCUCGAAAUCGAAAGAGAACGUAUCCGCCUACUGGAAAUGGACGCCGAGCCAGAGGAUGAGAACAGCCCACGCAGCAAUGACAAGAUCGUCAACAUGACCAACGGCGUGACGCCGCGCCGCUGGGUGCACUGCGCCAACCCGGCGCUCAGCGCCAUCUUCACCAAGUACUUGGGAUCCCACGAGUGGCUGACGGACAUGACCAAGUUGAAGGACAUGUUGAAGUUCAAGGAGGACACGAAGCUGCAUUCGGAGUGGAUGGAGAUGAAGAGGGAAGCGAAAGCAAAGCUGGCGGCGUACGUCAAGGAGAAGUGCAACCUGGACAUCGACGAGGACGCCUUGAUUGACAUCCAGAUCAAGCGCAUCCAUGAGUAUAAGAGGCAACUGAUGAACAUCCUGUAUGUGAUCCACCGCUAUCAGGACCUGAAGUCGAAAUCACCCGGUGAACGAGCGAAGGCCCAGAAGAGGGUGGUCCUCAUUGGUGGCAAGGCAGCCUCUGCCUACGUGAAUGCGAAGAUCAUCAUCAAACUCAUCAACAACGUUGGCAAGGUCAUCAACAACGACCCCGACACCGGGAAACUGUUGAAGGUGGCCUUCGUGCCCAACUACUGCGUCUCGGCGGCGCAAGUCAUGAUCCCAGCCUCGGACAUCUCGGAGCACAUCUCCACGGCAGGUACUGAAGCCAGUGGCACUUCCAACAUGAAAUUCGUGAUGAACGGCGGCCUCAUUGUGGGUACCAUGGAUGGUGCGAACAUCGAGAUCCGUGAGGAAUGCGGUGAAGACACCAUGUUCAUCUUCGGCUGCUUGGAGCAUGAGGUGUCCCAGAUUGCCUCUAAGGCAAAGAGUGGGCAUUAUCCCAUUGACCAGCGGCUGCAGAACGUCUUCCAGGUGAUCCGCAACGGCGACUUCUCGCAUGGGGAACCUGAGGCAACGGCGGAGUUCUGCUCCCUGGUGGACCGACUCUGCAACAUUCAAGCCGCUGGCACUUGGGAAGGCGACAAAUACCUGGUGAUCAACGACUUCCCGUCCUUCGUCGACGCGCAGAACCGGGUGGACCAAACAUACGCGGACAAGGCCAAGUGGUGCAAGCUGAGUAUCCAGGUGCCUUGCCGUGGCGGAUGGGGUAAACUGCUCAAAAAGGGGGACACGGGGAAACCCGUUCGAAAAUGGGGUAAACAUGCCACAAACGUGGAAAACCCUGCGGUUUUCGAAAAUGAUUUGCAUUCAUGUCGGUUUUCCACAUAUUUUUGUAUGUUUACAGGGCCGUAA